AAUAAACAUGUGGGGGAGGGGGGAUAUUUUUCAUUUAUGUAUUUAUUUUGCAAAGUAGAAGUAAAAACAUGGUUCCCAGUCAAGAUUUGGACAUCUUUGAAAUAAUGAGAUGACUGAAAAAGGGACGUACCUUGUCGUUGAACUUGAGAGGAAGUGACGUUUGUCAAGUCCGUAUUUGUAAGAUCCCGUUCUUGAUUCUGCGUGGAAAUGAUCGACAAAACAGAUUAACUAUCCAAAAGCGACAUUUGUCAACACGACGUUAGCUUAAUCCCGUUCGCGGUGAGUGCUAAUCUUGGAACAACAUGGUUCCGCGUGAACCGGCUCAAUUAGCAACCCAACUGCAAAUAGAAUUUAGUCCGUCUUGAAGACGCUUCAUGACAAGCUAGGAACGCCGCUUUCGGAAACUAUGAGAAUUGGUUUGGUUUUAGUGACGAAACAAGACGCGACUUAAACUCACCUUUGUCGUUGUAGGGGCGCCGGGAUGACUUUCGUGUCGACUUUUUUGCGAGCUCUGCGGCUGGACGCGUUCUUCGCCCGGGCUCGUCGGUAUCCGCUCGCCUACUGCCUGCUCGCCGCCAUAUUGGCCGCCACCAUCCUGCUCCACAGGUACCUGCACAUCCUGAUUGGCUUGUGGUCUUUCCUGGUGGGCAUGGUCACCUUCUAUUGGGCGCUGGAACCUGACUCGCUGCUCCCAAAUAUCUUGUUUGCUUGUACAGCGCCACCUAAGCGUCAGGAACCAGAGUUGUUUCCUUCGGCUGGGAGCUGCGCAGUGUGCGGGAAGGUGAAAUGCACGCGGCAUCGCCCGACGCUGCUCCUGGAGAACUACCAGCCAUGGUUGGGCCUCGAGCUGCACUCCAAGGUGGACGCGUCCAUCGCAGAGGUCUUCGAGCUGGUCCUGGAGAACUUUGUGUAUCCGUGGUACCGGGAGAUCACGGACGACGAGGCCUGCGUGGACGAGCUGCGUUGGAGCUUUCGCUUCCUGGCGUCCGUGUUGGUCCGCCGAGCUCAGAAGGUGGACCUUCCCGCCGUCCUCGCCGACCGCGCCAUGAGGGCGGCUGUCAAGCACGUGGAGGUCCUGUCGAGGGCCCGCGCCAGAGUCCGUCAAGGUCGGACGCUGCAGCAGGCAGCUCUGGAGGAGUACGGCGGCGACCUCCACGUGGCCGUGCGCAGCCGCAAGCAGGAGCUGCUCUACCUCAGGAAGCUCAGCGAGAUGCUCUUCCCGUACCUGAUGCCGCCAAAAGCCACCGACUGCAGGUCGCUGGCGCUGCUGCUGCGGGAGGUGGUGUCGGGUUCCGUCCUGCUGCCCACCAUGGACUUUGUGGCCGACCCGGACACCGUUAACUUGAUGGUGCUCAAGUUUCUCGACGACACGCCUCCCGAACCCGCCGCCGAAGCGCCAUCUGCUCGCGUUCCUUUCCUGCACAGAUACGCCGACUGCAGCGGGAACAAGCGCUCGGUUCUGAAGUUGGAGCUGAAGGAGAUCCGAGAGCAACAGGACCUCCUGUUCCGCUUCAUGAACUUCCUCAAGCAGGAGGGCGCCGUGCACGUCCUUCAGUUCUGCCUGGCCGUGGAGGAGCUCAACGACAAGAUCCUGAGUCCGGAGCUGGCCGACUCGGAGCUGCGGCGUCUGCACGGCGAGCUGGCGCACAUCUACCGGACGUACUGCCUGGACGAGAGCGUCGACAAGAUCAAUCUGGACCGCGCCGCGGUGGAGGACAUCAGGAAGGUGGCCGCCGGUCCGUACGGCGCCGUGGUCAAGCUGCGGACCAUGCGCUGCCUCUUUGAGGCCUACGAGCACGUCCUGUCGCUCCUGGAGGGCGUCUUCGCGCCCAUGUUCUGCCACAGCGACGAGUACUUCAGACACCUGCUGAAAGGAGCCGAGUCGCCGGCCAGGAGCUCGCGAGCGGGCAGGAACGCCGCCAAGCGCGCCGAGUCCUUCGCCAUCAGCAGGAUCGGCAGUAAAAUCAAAGGCGUGUUCAGAAGCACCACCGUGGACGGCGCCGUCUUGCCACCCGGGGCCGGGACGGACGUCGACGUCGACGGCGGGGUGGAGGAGGCCACGGUGGUGACGGAGGACGACGCCCCCGCCCCCGCCCCGGCGGGGGCGGGUAGCCUGAGGAGGCUGUCGUCCUGGAGCGUCGCCAUCCCGUACGUGGACUUGUACGAGGACGACGCAAAGAGGGAAAAGAUUCCCGUCUUCUGCAUCGACGUGGAGCGCAACGACAGGAAGGAAAUCGGACACGAUCCCGAGCGUUGGUCCGUCCACAGAAGAUACUUGGAGUUCUACGUGUUGGAGUCCAAGCUGACAGAGUUCCACGGCGCUUUUGCCGACACGCAGCUACCCCCGAGACGCAUCCUGGGACCCAAGAACCACGAAUUCCUCACCUCCAAGAGGGAAGACUUUGAGGACUACUUACAGAAACUCCUGCGCUAUCCGGAGCUCAGCAACAGCCAGCUGCUGGUGGACUUCCUGUCUCCUCACGGCAUGGGCUCUCAGUUUGAGGACAGGAUGCUUCCCGACGUCAACUUGGGCAAAAUUUUCAAGUCCGUACCCGGGAAGUUGAUGAAGGAGAAAGGGCAGAACCUGGAGCCCUUCAUCCAGUCCUUCUUCAACUCUUGCGAGUCUCCCAGAGCCAAAGCCAGCCGCCCCGAGCUGACCGUCCUCAGCCCGAGCGCCGACGCCAACAAGCGGCUCCUCAGCCAGAUCUACAGGGACGACGGCAACGUGGCGGCCAAGGCCGGGAGGCCCGAGCGGCGCGGCGACCGCUCGGUGGAGGUGGGCCUGGACGGCGCCUACGACUACCUGCUGCACACGGGUCGGCUGCUGUUCCGCAUGCCGCGCUGGCUGGACGGCUUGCUGUCGGCCACCAGGAUCCUCCUGAAGAACACCUUCGAGGCCUACGUGGAGCGGCGCCUGCGUGCCAAGAUGGACGCCGUCCUGCAAGAGCACCGCCUCGUCUCGCUCAUCACGCAGCUACGAGACGCCGUCUUCUACGAAAGCGCGGAGGAGCGCGGCGGGCCGGCCAAGGCGGCGCGAGCCGAGCGGACGCUGGAGGAGAUGAUGGCCUAUCUGCCCGACGUGGUGGGGACGUGCGUCGGCGAGGAGGCCAAGCGCGAGGGAGUCGGGCUCCUCUUUGAGGCUCUUCAGCAACCGCUCCUCAACAAGCAGAUGUCGUACGUGCUGUUGGACGUGGCCGUGCUGGAGCUCUUCCCCGAACUGCGCCAAUGAGCCGCCAGCGCCAGGAGU
Molecule: messenger RNA, 3247 nt
Organism: Hippocampus zosterae (dwarf seahorse)
Lineage: Eukaryota; Metazoa; Chordata; Actinopteri; Syngnathiformes; Syngnathidae
Product: sorting nexin-14-like
Exons: 28
Coding region: 482-3229 (915 amino acids)
Biological process (GO): autophagosome maturation
Cellular component (GO): late endosome
Molecular function (GO): phosphatidylinositol-3,5-bisphosphate binding
Source: RefSeq, a predicted model, not a curated record